Molecule: messenger RNA, 1521 nt
Organism: Ananas comosus (pineapple)
Lineage: Eukaryota; Viridiplantae; Streptophyta; Magnoliopsida; Poales; Bromeliaceae
Product: probable receptor-like serine/threonine-protein kinase At5g57670
Exons: 7
Coding region: 221-1387 (388 amino acids)
Biological process (GO): protein phosphorylation
Molecular function (GO): protein kinase activity; ATP binding
Source: RefSeq, a predicted model, not a curated record
CCAACCCCCCCACUCUCUCUCUACGCUCUUCAUUUUAAAAUUCUAUUCUUUUGAGUCUCGUCCUCUCCCCUCCCCUUCUUCAGUUUCCCCUUCUUUAAUUCAUCUUCUUCUUUAAACAUAAGCAUAUAACACACCAUUUGUAGAGAGAGAAAGAGAGAGAGAGAGGGAGAGAGAGAGAGUAAUAAGGAAGGCGCUAGCUUGAGAGUUUCUUCUGAUACAAAUGCGGCAGCUGCAGCUGAGAAGCAGAAGCCUGAAGCGGCUGCUGUCCAUCGGCCGCAGAAGCCGAGCCGAAGAAGCAGCAUCUGAGGAAAGCACUUCUCCUCCCCUCCAUGAGAACAAAACCUUAGUAGUAGACCCUGCACUCAUUAAUGAUUCAAACCCCCCUCAGAAACCAACCUGGAGAUGCUUCUCCUACGAAGAGAUCCGCACAGCCACCAACGGCUUCCACCAAGAUAACUUGGUGGGGAGAGGCGGGUACGCGGAGGUGUACAGAGGCGUCAUGCAGAACGGGGAGGUGAUUGCCGUGAAAAGGCUAACGCAGGCCGCCACCGACGAGCAAAAGGAGAAGGACUUCUUGACGGAGCUCGGCACGAUCGGCCACGUCCGACACCCGAACGUUUCGUGCCUCCUCGGCUGCUGCGUCGACCGCGAGCUCUACCUAAUCUUCGAGUUCUCUUCGCGGGGCUCCGUGUCCUCUAACCUCCACGACGAGAAUUCGGCGCCGAUGGCGUGGAAAUUGAGGUUCGAGAUCGCAGUCGGGACGGCGCGGGGGCUUCAGUACCUCCACAAGGGGUGUCAGAGGAGGAUCAUACACAGAGAUAUCAAGACAUCAAAUGUACUCCUCACAUCAAACUUCGUACCCCAGAUUUCCGAUUUCGGGCUCGCGAGAUGGCUUCCGAAGGAGUGGACCCACCGGGCCGUCGCCCCGAUCGAAGGCACAUUCGGGUGCCUAGCACCGGAGUAUUUUACGCACGGAAUCGUCGACGAGAAAACCGACGUGUUCGCGUUCGGAGUGUUUCUCUUGGAGCUCAUAUCAGGGAGGAAACCAGUUGAUGGGUCUCACAAGAGCUUGCUUAGCUGGGCUAAGCCAUAUCUCAGUGAUGGCAUUGUGGAAGCAUUGGUGGAUCCGCGGCUCGGCGGCGGCGGCGGCUACGACGUCGAGCAGCUGAAGCGGCUUACGUUCGUCGCGGCUCUCUGCAUUAGAGCAUCCGCGACAUGGCGGCCUUCGAUGACCGAGGUCUUUGAGCUUCUCGAGGACGGCGAGAUCUCGCAGGAGCGGUGGAAGAUGCCGGAGGAGGAGGAGGACGAGUUCUGGGGAUUCGACGAUCUCGACGACGAUCACGAAUUCGAUACCCCCUCUUCAUCUUCAUCACUUAUAAGCACUUAGCCAUGAUUAGGUUGCGAGUUAAUUUAAACCCAUUUGGAUGGGAGGUUAUUACAUGAGGAGGAUUUUAAUGUACAUAUAUUAAUUUAUAUGUUUAUAUAGCUACUUAGUCCUGUGGCGAUCUGAGAUUUGUAGUG